Molecule: messenger RNA, 2236 nt
Organism: Durio zibethinus
Lineage: Eukaryota; Viridiplantae; Streptophyta; Magnoliopsida; Malvales; Malvaceae
Product: HIT zinc finger and PAPA-1-like domain-containing protein
Biological process (GO): chromatin remodeling
Cellular component (GO): Ino80 complex
Source: RefSeq, a predicted model, not a curated record
UUACCCAGCAGCAGCAAGCCAGCAACCGCUUCUAACUUUAACAAAACAAAACAAACACAGUUCCAACCUUUUCGGUUUCUGACCCAACCUUAGACUCCGAACUUUCUCUAUCCAUUCACACCCUGCCAACUGGCUACUUCUCCUACCUCCAUAUCUAUCUACUACUGCCAAGACUUGGUGCUUUUACUCUUCAAUUCUUCCAUCUUCUUUUUGAUCUAAGGAGUUUUCUCAGGCCAUAUCAGCACUGCUCAUAAAGUCUUAUGCUCAAGCUUCAACAUUUUUCGCCACAAUGGAAGGUUUUGGAGCCUUGGGGUUUAGUAAUGUAAGCAGUGCCACAAGGAAGAAAAGGAGUAGCACAUCCCGUCGUCCUCGGAGUGAGUCACAGCCUCAUUCAGAGUUCCAUGAUUUUUCUUCGUUGUCAUCUACACCCCCUUCAGACAAUAAUUUGAUGAACGUUGAAGAUGGAGCAUAUGAAGAAUCUGAUGAAGCUUCCAACAAUGGUUCUUUCCAAGGCAGUAAUGAUCGGAGGCGCGGUGGAGUUGAUUCAAAAAGAAGCAGUGAAGGUGUCCUUGCCCCCACUAAUUGGAAAAGCACAAGCAUGGUGGGAAGUUUUGGAAUUGAUUCAGAUGGACUAGAAAAUGAGAAGAAAGUCAAGAAAGUUAAACUUAAGGUUGGUGGUGUUACACAUACCAUUGAUGCCAAAUCUGUCUCCGGUGGUGCAUCUGGUGUUGGGUCUUCUACAAAAUCCUUUCGCUUUUCAGAUGCCCCUCGAUCACUGAGGAAAUCAAUUAUUAAGGACAAUUUUGAUGACCAUUCCUUUACUUCAGAGAAGGAGAGCAGCCUACAAAGGGUUCCAUGGAAGGAUUUCUCAAAAGGUGAUUUAGGUGUCCGGCAGUUUGAUCAUUCAAGGGCUAGGGUGUCUGCUGAGAAUAUCCCAACAAAGGAAAUAGACAAGCAUGAACCAGUCCGUAAGAGUAAGCGAGUUCCUAAAAAACGCUCAUUAGAAGGAGUGCUUGACGAUGCAGAGGAUGAUGGUGAGAUUCGAUACCUUGAGAAGGUUAAAACAAUCAGAGUAACUGCUGAUUAUGGUGUAGAACAUGGAGAAGAUGGAGGAAGAAAACAGCGGAAAUUAUCAAAGGUAGUGACUAGGAAUGUUGAUGGCCUAUACAACUUAGAUGUUGGAGAUUAUGGUUCAUCAAGAAUGGGCAAGGAGGCUAAGAAGUCCAGAUCAGGAAGAACCUCUGAAGAUGCUGAUUAUGUGGAAGAGGACGAAGAAUCAGUUUCUGAUGUUGAGCCAGAAAAUAGGAGAAAGAAAGCUAAAAAGGAGGUUAUUGAUUUUCUUGGGGACUCUAAUAAGGAAAUGACUGUUACAACACGUCAGCGUGCACUGCAAGCUGGCAGAGAUAUCUCUUCCAGUUUUGGUAUUGGUCCAAUUGAGUUCCCACAAGGAUUGCCUCCUGCUCCACCUAAAAAGCAAAAAGAGAAACUCUCUGAAGUGGAGCAGCAAUUGAAGAAAGCCGAGGCUGCUCAGAGACGCAGGAUGCAGGUGGAGAAGGCAGCUAGGGAGUCUGAGGCUGAAGCAAUAAGAAAAAUCCUUGGUCAAGAUUCAAGUAGAAAGAAACGAGAAGAUAAGAUAAAAAAGCGGCAAGAAGAAAUGGCACAGGAAAAAGCUACAAAUUCUUUGAUACUUGCAUCAGACUCUGUUAGAUGGAUUAUGGGGCCUUCUGGAACAGUUGUAACAUUUCCCAAUGAGGUGGGGUUACCAAGUAUAUUUGACCCCAAGCCUUGCAGUUACCCUCCUCCUCGAGAAAAAUGUGCUGUUCCAUCUUGUACAAAUCCAUACAAGUAUAGAGAUUCGAAAUCAAAGCUUCCCCUCUGCAGCCUUCAAUGCUACAAGGCAAUACAUGACAAGAUGUCUCCCCUUACUGCUUGUUAGUGAGAUGCACUUGUUCAUAUAGCCUGAAUAAGAAUGUAUAAUCAGUAACCAUAAAUUUCUAUUAUAUACAUAAGGCGUGGAGGGAUAGAUUAGACUCUCAAUGCUAAUAUAUGGAGUAUAGGAGAGAGAUGUUAGCUGAAUUCAAGACAUAUAUAUGUAUAUACAUGCCUUAUAUCUACCCUUGAUUAUAUUAUUAGCUAAGCAAUCAAGAUAUAAUGUAGACUCAAGAUAUAAAUCAAUAUAUAAUGUGAGAUUAAUUCGGAACUUGUGGUAAUAUUCUAGUAACGUUUGUAAAACCUA